Molecule: messenger RNA, 1154 nt
Organism: Colletotrichum navitas
Lineage: Eukaryota; Fungi; Ascomycota; Sordariomycetes; Glomerellales; Glomerellaceae
Exons: 1
Coding region: 109-960 (283 amino acids)
Source: RefSeq, a predicted model, not a curated record
AUCCUUUGCCAGUCUCCAAUGAAUGAUCUUCACACUGCGUAAUUAUCCUCCCGGCACCCCAUCUCUCCCACUCCACUCGUCUCGUCCGCCUCAAAGUCUGGUUGGUCGAUGCUCCCUCGGAAGCAUCUUAAUCCCCCGCACCAACGAAAAGGUCCAGACUCAGCAAGGGACCCUCCACGCAAUUUCGGGCCCGUACCAUCCCUACCUGCAACAAGACAGAAGGGAUAUAGAUACGAGCCUAUCCCAAGCGCUUCACAGGGCGUGCCCAACUCUCGGCGUUGUGAUGGGCUGACUUGGAAAAAUAAAAAUAAAAAAGAAUUGGCGCCCCUCUCCCGUUCUAUCACUCCUCUUUCUCGAGCCCGUCCCUAUCUCACGAAGAGACCGGGCCAGGCGAGUAAAGAUGGCUCCUGCCUUCUCAAACCUGUCUCCUUAUCUCGACGGAGAGACCAGGUCCAGGCGAGGCGGGCGGAACAGAGGACCGGACGGGAAAGAAAAAGAAAGACACCGGUUGCUUCAGGCUCGCGCGGCUCUGUCCAGCGAAUUCGCAUCGUCCGCGGCCAGCCACACCGGGGUAUCGAUGGUUGUGCCGCAGGUUUGUUUGCCCCCGGCGCGUGGACUCUUCGGACGGAUCAUCGACGCUUCAGGGCUCGGCGGAGCCUUCCAGCGGUUGUUGAAAAAUGUUUCAGAAAGUGUGUCGACUCUCGACUGGUCUUCGGCAGAUGUCCCUGCCGUGAAACAGGAAAGUCGGACAAAAGAAUUAGUUUGCUCAACGCUUCAGAUCAAGGCUUCCCCAAGGGAGAGAUGGCCUUGCCAGCGGAACAAACAAAAGAGGACGGCACUCCUGGCCCUGCUCAAACGUUGCGGCAUGGUUGUUGGGGUCUCAGUAGGGUGAGCUCAGAUCGUGGCUUGGUGAUUGACAGUCAUGGCAGCGGAACGGGGGAGGCCGGGUUGAGAUGGUGACAAGGAAAAAACGCAGCAUCCUUCGGAUGAGUUUGGCUGAGAGGAUUCGGCUACGCGGCGCAUCCUGUAAACGAGAGUAGUAUUGCGCUGAAGAGGAGAAGGAAAGAAAAUGCUGAGACGAAGGACGGACGAAGAUGUCUUUAUACACGAAGACGUCAGUCAGGGUAGACAGAGUGGUGAAGGUGGAGUUGAAG